UACUAAAUCUAUUCAUUUAGAUUUAAUUAAAAUUGAAAAUCAAUCUAGCGUCUUAAUACCCAUUGGCUUUAUUAAACAAUAGUAAACAAGACAUGAUGCUAUGUUACGAAAAUAAUAUGGAUUUUUGAAAAAUAAAAAUAAAAUUUUUUAAAUUGAAAGAAAUUAAAAUUUUUAUUUCAAAAUAAGAGAAUUAUUGAAAAAUUAAUUAAAUUGAGUUGUUGUAAAAUUUUUAAUUACAGAUAAGAAUUAAUUUUUAAUUUUUUUUGGGGAGUGUAGUGUAGAUCUGAAUUAUCAAAGACAUGCAUGCUUCAAUGAAAACAUUUAUUUGGUGGAGAUUACAAAGAUUAACAAUAAUCUUAUAGCCCUAUAUCUUGUAAGCCUCACCCAUAUUUGAUGCAAUGAAGAAAAGAUCCAUUGGCAAAUCUCAAUCAUCUACCUUCUUUUCUCUCUCACCCAAUCCCCAUGAAGACAAAUUCAUGGAUUCUGCUGCACUUCUGUGUUUUCAUUCUGCUACAAAUAACUUGUUCUCAAGAUCCCCUGACGUGGAAAAAUAUAGACUGCGGGACAGAAGCACCCCGUGUGGGACCCAACUUUCUGACGUGGGAAAUGGACCAUGACUUCACUCCAUCAGGAAUCAACAAACGCCUCCCCGAAAAUCAGCCAUUGGAUGAGAUGACCACUCUCCGAUUCUUUCCCAAUCGGAUGGACCAAAAUUGUUACACAAUACCAGCAUAUAAGCAGAACCUGCAGUACAUAAUUCGAGCUGGGUUUUACUACGGCAAUUACGAUGGACUCUCGAAACCGCCAACGUUCGAUCUGUAUUUAGACGGCCAAAAAUGGUCAACAGUGAGCACGUCAACGAUCGGAGGGCCCAUAUAUGUUGAAGCCAUACAUUGGACACAUGGGUCAGGUAGCAUUGGAUUGUGCCUGAUUCAGACAAGGAAUGGAGAAGUUCCUUUUAUUUCUUCACUUGAAGCUAUGCCUCUGUGGACUCACUUGUACUUGCAAAUGGAGACCAAUUCCACUUUCACUCUUCUCAAUAGAACUAACCUUGGUGGUAAUGAAAUUAGGUACACGGGACUAUUGUCGGAUGAAAAGUACAACAGGAUAUGGACAAGUGGAUCCAUUCCACCAAACUGUAAAAAAGUCUCUACCUUACCAGAUUCCACCACCCCCACACUACAAAACGAUCCUCCUAAAUUAGUCUUACAAGACUCCAUCACAUCUAACACUUCUGAUCCAAUAAUCUUGACCGUUGAUUCUCCACUUAAUUGGACCUCACAAACUGCUUAUCUUGUACUCUACUUCACAGAGACGGCAACCAGGCCCACCAUAGACGAUACGAGAAUCAUGGACAUUGAGAUCGACGGUCGGAUGAUGUACACAGUGGGAACUGAGAUCAAUCAGUGCAAGGUGGUUACACUCUAUCCUGUACCUCUUGUGGGUCCUACAACCAAUAUAAAGUUGGCCCCAUCUAGGUUAUCGACAUUACCGCCGAUCAUCACCGCAAUUGAAGCUUUUACAAGGGUUAAUAUUGACGUUCAUAAUGAUCCUCCUCCGCCUAGCUCCGCGGCUUCCGGAGACAACUCCACCAGCGGUGCAUGGAAAAGGUUUUGUGUACCUUACAUCGUUUUCAUUUAUAUUUCAUCCGCAAUUUUUAUGUUCUAAUUUUUACCAUUUAACACCACAAAAUGUUACAAUAUAUAUACAUAUAUUAUUUACUCUCCUUGUUUAA
Messenger RNA from Manihot esculenta (cassava), 1735 nucleotides. RefSeq lists its product as uncharacterized. The record is from RefSeq and is a predicted model, not a curated record. The transcript has 3 exons. Bases 463 to 1668 code for a protein of 401 amino acids. Lineage: Eukaryota; Viridiplantae; Streptophyta; Magnoliopsida; Malpighiales; Euphorbiaceae.